UUAAAAGAGGGAAAAUUAAAAAACUAGUGCUUUGAUUGUGGAGUAAAUUAUUUUAUUUUCUAGACAUAUCUUUAUGAAUUAAGGUUUUUUUUAUUUUCCAAAUAUGUGUUGUUACUUUAUUUUACAUAAUAGAUAUCGAUAUUUGUAAAUAUUUGUCCAGUGAUGUUGGAUAACAGUGAUCAAACGAUACUUUAAAUAUUUUCGGAUACAUCUCGAUUACCUUGGAUUAAUAAACAUUAUACUUGGAUGACAUCUUGACAAGUCAUGAUGAAAAGAAGCUUCCUGGAAUGUACCAAAAAAGUUGACAACUUUUGAAACAGUUUAUUCCAUAAGGUUUCCAUCAGCUGAAGAUUUCAGUGAUGCAUUAUGGGUAGUGACUCCACACCAGGAAAAGCCAGGAACCAUAACCGAGGACAAAGGAUUUAGGGGGCUCCGAUAAUGGCCCUAGAGUCAACAAGUCCCUUUGGGGCAGCAGACGGUUCCCUUUCCAAGGGCAGGACCCUGUUUUCAGACAACAAUGAUACAGGGGAACCAUUUCCUUUUCCUUUCAAUGCCAGUGGCACGUUAGCAUCGGUGUACAAUAGCACAUCACUUUCAAACGCAGUAUUAAACGUCAGUCAUUCCACUCCCAAAGAUGGUAAAAAAAUUGACUUAAAGACAUCAAUGUCUGAUUUUCAGGAAAAAAUAAACACGAGUAAUGUAGUAAGCACUAUGUCAGAAAAUGAAGUUAAUAGUAAAAAUAAUGGCGAUACGUCAAAAUCAGACACCAGCGGGACAUCAGCACAAUCUGAAAGCAGUGGAGUUAGUGAUAGUAUUAUUAAGUUUCCGGACCUAAGUGGGAACAAUCAUACAGAUGAAAUUGAUGAUGAAUUUUCUGAUAAUGAAGAUCUUGUUGAAUGCGGAAAUUGUGACAAUGAAUUUCAGACACUUCAGGAAUAUAUGGACCAUACUUGUGCUGGUAGUAAGAGUAUUGAAGGUGUAGAGGCUACGCGUAAUGAAAGCAAAGAAUUAAGUGAUGUUGAAAGUUUUGACGGAAAGAUUGUGUACAAUCCUGAUGGAUCGGCUUACAUUAUAGAAGGUGAUUCAGACAGUGAGCUUGAUUCUAUUAUUGAUUUACCUCAAAAAGAGGGAGCUAUCAUUGACAAAAAAGGAAGAAAUGACAAUGAACCCUCAGUUAAGGAAAUCCCACAAAUCGACAAUGCAUUUUUUGUUCCAAGAAAUCCAAACUCUUUUAUGAGCAGUCCUUUUAUGCUGCCACACAAAUCUCAAUCCACUCCCAUCAUGCAUAGCUACAGAGUUUAUGAUCUAAGAUCAGGAAAACACAAAUCGGCAAACUCAGGUGAUAGCUCGGAGGAUCGUAGGAAUUCCAGUUCGCCAUCAUCCACUCCAGAAUCAUCUACCUCAGCAAUCUCUCUAUCUACACCUUCAUCGUCAUUGACAUUUAGUUUGAAAUCAUCUCAAAUUCCAUCAGUUCCGAUGAAACCGAUUCUCAUGUGCUUUAUAUGUAAACUUUCAUUCGGAUUUGCAAAGUCUUUCACUUCUCAUGCAACAAAUGAACAUUUAAUGGAUCUGACAGAGGAGGAAAAAGAAAUCAUGUCUCUUAAAAAUUCAUCUGCCAUCAUUCAAGGUAUUGGAAAGGACAAGGCGCCUCUCAUGUCAUUUUUAGAACCGAUCAAAUCAUCCAGUGUAGAAAUGGGAACAAAAAAAGCGUCAGAAUCCGCUGAAGCUAAAGUCGGGAAAUCGAAUACUUUAAAAGAGACAACGAGUGUCAGUUACAUUUACACAAAGCCAAAACUCUCUGAUUCUUUCAAUGAAACUAACUCACAGUUAAGUAAUCAAAAACAAACUAAAGAUUUGUCUAUAAAAGAUAUUCGGGAUCAGUUAGGACAUUUUGAUAAGGAAAGUGCUAGUACCGCAGUAUUAAAUGCUCUUUCAACAAAAACUUUGCACUAUGAUAACAAAAGUGAUAGAAACGAACUUGACAAUAAGAAGAUCAGGAUGGAAGCUGAUGAUUCUAAUUCCAACUCGUCAAGUUAUCCGGUGAAUUCGGUCCAAAGGUAUAUACCAGAGGAUUAUACCACACAGUCGCCAAAAUCAUUCUUGCCGCCAUAUACUUCAUCGCAACGUCAGGGUUUCUAUGGUGUGUGUGAGGAACACCCUAAUGGGCGUGCAGCAGGUGUUGAAUGCCCAAGUUGCGAUAUGAUCCUCAGCUCAUCUCAGUCAUUGGGUGGUCAUAUGACGAUGAUGCAUUCACGUAAUUCAUGUAAGACUUUGAAAUGUCCCAAGUGUAACUGGCAUUACAAAUAUCAGGAAACGCUUGAAAUCCACAUGAAAGAAAAACAUCCCGAAGGCGAUCAAAAAUGCAUGUACUGUUUAACAAAUCAAACUCACCCUCGUCUUGCGCGAGGAGAGAGUUACUCAUGCGGAUACAAACCUUACCGGUGUGAGGUGUGUAACUAUUCAACGACCACAAAGGGUAACCUCAGUAUUCACAUGCAAUCUGAUAAGCAUUUGAACAAUGUGCAGGAUCUUGCAAACAGUGGGGGAGACUUACAACAGUUUAACAAACAUAACGCAAGUAAUCAUGCACCUCCUCAGUUACAACAACCACAUACCCCAUCACAUCAGUCACAGACGCAUGCGCCAACUAAAACACCUCCCCAUCAACAGUUGAUGCAACAACAGCAACAUCAGCAACAAAGUCAACAGCAUCCUGGCACUUCACAUGACAGCAUUAAGAAAGUCAAGCCAAAGCCAACAUGGCGUUGUGACGUCUGCAACUAUGAAACAAAUGUUGCGCGAAAUCUACGCAUUCACAUGACAAGUGAGAAACAUACACAUAAUAUGAUGGUACUACAACAAAACAUGAAACAUAUGCAGCGAGAUAUGCAAAUCCAUCAGAUGAAUCAGUUAGUCAUGCUACAGCAAGACCCGUCUUUCAUGGGUCUGACGGGGCCAAUACCAGGUGGAAUUACCUUUCCGUAUGACGGUUCACUGAUGAUGGGAGGUCUGCCAGCAGGAUUUGGGGGCGAUGCACCUGUUGACCUCAGUAAAGAAAAUGGAAUAGGCCCAGGUCAACCUGGAUUUGGAAGUGAUGCACUAGAUAUAAAUAGACUAUUCCAGUGCUGCGUGUGUAAUAUUUAUGGAACAGACUCUUUGGAAUCCCUUCAUCAGCACCUUCAACUAGAUCGUACCAAGCAACAUGAAAAUGAAAACAUCUCGGUAUCCAGCGGCACAUACAUGUGUAACCUUUGUCAGUAUAAGACUACUCUAAAAGCGAAUUUCCAGCUUCAUUGUAAGACCGACAAACAUAUACAAAGGCUUCAGCUAGUGAAUCAUAUAAAAGAGGGAGGGGCGAACAAUGAGUGGCGCUUGAAAUACCUUAAUGUGAGCAACCCCGUUCAGGUUCGCUGUAACGCAUGUGACUAUUAUACAAACAGUAUACAUAAACUUCAAAUCCAUACCGGAAAUCCCCGCCACGAAGCGAGUGCACAGUUAUUCUGCCAUCUUCAGCAGCAAGAAAACAUGCUAUCGAAGCCAGAUAAGUACUAUCACUGUGCUCUGUGCAAGUUUAAUGCCCGGUCGAAAUUAGGUCUGAUGCAGCAUGUGCAUUCCGUGCAGCACUUACACAGUGAAAGCAUGAAACAGAUAGAGAUGAAAGAAACGGGUCAGUUGGAGAUCGACAUCGGCGACAUCUUCAUGGUGAAGGAGACCGAAGACAAAGACUCUGUCAAGUUUGAUGAUGAGACGUCGCCAACUGCAAAUGGAUUAGCCGAUGAAGACAGCAGUUUGACGGACCAAGACGCCAGUGACUCGCGGGACCGAGUGACAACACCUCUUUCCCCAUCGCAAGCCAUCAAUAACAACAACAACACAAUAAAACAAACAGCUGAAGACCUUUCACAAAAAGGUGAUGCGAGAAACCAGGACAAAUUAUACGAGUGUCCAUAUUGUACGUACAACUCUGCCAAUGAGAUGCACCUAAAAUCGCACUUGGCAUCCGUGCAUCCUAACAACCUCACCAGCAUUGCUUGUCCCCUGUGCCAGGAACCAUUCGCCGAGAAAUCCAAAAUACAGAAGCACCUCACUGCCGUGCAUAAUGUAAAUUCCGAGGGACUGCACAAGUUACUAGCCCUUGUAGAAGAACCGAAAUCCAAAAUGCCACCAACAACUUUCAGGGAAACAUCUCUUCCAACCGGAAACAUAGCUUUAGCGAAGAUUUGUGAAGUGAAUCUAGAUUACCUGGAGCUCGAGUCUGCUAAACUGGCUGCCGAAGAUGCUGUGGAUAUGGCAGCCCAGAAUGAUAAAGACGGUGACGAUCAGUUCCGGUGUCAGACAUGUUCCAAAACAUUCACCAACAUCGACCAGCUUUACUCGCACCAGAAUGAACUCGGCCAUCUUGAAUUGAAGCAGACGCCACGUGGCCCAGGCUACCUCUGUUGGAAGAAAGGAUGUAACCAGUAUUUCAAAACUGCUCAAGCAUUACAAAUGCAUUUCCGGGAAAUCCACGCAAAAGCUAUUCCUAUGACAUCGUCAGACAAAUCGGAAUAUAAAUUCCAGUGCCAAAUAUGUACAUUAGCCUUCAAAUCUCAGUCAAAGCUUCAUUUUCACGCUCAAAUGCACAUUUUGAAGUCAGCAGUUACUUGCAACCUGUGCACAAAAUCUUUCCAGUCAAUCGCAUUGCUCAGUAAACACGUGGAAACUGCUCAUGAUCUUGGGGAAAGUGAAUUGGAACAGUACAGAGCGGAAAUAUACGCAAAUACGCUGGCCUUUGCAACAUUCAUGGGUGACCCAAAACUUGCCAAAGUGUUCAGUCUAUCAGAUUUGCCAAAAGAAAACUUUAAGCAUUCAGACAUUAGUACCAAUCCAGAACUUGAAGCUAAAAGUCUACAGGACUUGUCAGAAAAUGGUGGAGUUGAUUCGGAAGAAAAUUCACCAGCAUCCACACCUGUGUCAGUGGAGAAUGGUUUGGAAAAGGGAAGUAAUUUAGAUGAAUUUGGAGAGAAUGAUCUCAACUCAAAAGAGCAACAGUUCUUUGAGGACCAUAUCAAUAGUAAAGCAUUUGCAGAAGACUCGUAUGAUGAUCCCAACAGGAAGUACAAAUGUCAUCGCUGUCGUGUAGCUUUCACUAAACAGAUUUAUCUGACUGCGCAUAACAAGACUCUGAUGCAUAAAAAGGGCUAUAGAAUGAGUUACCCAAUGGAGAAAUUCCUGGAUCCAAACCGACCAUACAAGUGUGAGAUUUGUAAAGAGUCUUUUACUCAAAAGAACAUCUUAUUAGUUCAUUAUAACUCAGUUUCUCAUCUACACAAAGUGAAACAGCAGGGAGCCGAGGGUCUGUUGCCAAUGAGAACAGGAUCUGAUUCUCCUCUGACAUCAACUCCAGUGACACAGUCUAUUCAUUCACCAGCUACUACCUUGUCAUCGCCAUCACCAUCUGCUCCAUUGUCGUCUGCUUCAGGGAUACCAGAAAAGUCGUCUGGAAAGAAAUCCAGGGAGUCAUCACCCGAUGAUGAAAGUCAGAGACCAUAUAAGUGUAAUAUAUGUAAAGUCUCCUAUAGUCAGGGAUCCACACUGGACAUUCAUAUUCGCUCUGUCGCUCAUCAAACUAGAGCAUCUAAACUCCAUGAGUUAGCCAUGACCGGGGAAGUUGACCUUUCUCGACCUUUGAUUGAGGAACCUGUUGACAAAUCGUUCCAAGCUCAGCAGCAGAAACUUCUCAAUGAUUUCCUGAAGACUUCAAUACCACCAUUGUCACAACAGUCACUUCUGUUCCAAGGACUUCCAGGAAUAUCAAGUUUCCCAGGAUUCCCUGGUCUACCAUCAAUGCCAGGUCUUCCUCUGCUUGCUGCAGGUCUGCCUCCAUUGUUACCUCUAUCUCUACAAAAUCAAGUGUUCCCUUCAUCUCUACCCAGCAGUACCUCUAGUCACCAUUCACAGUCUGGGUCCAAAGAAAAAUCAUCAUCAUCAACAACCUCAUCGGCUCCAUCAUCAACAGAAACAAAAAUGUCAUCAAGCAAAUCUCUAGAAAAGAUCUCUCCGCAGUCGGUAACAACUCAGUCACAGAAAGGUGUUAAUGCAGCAAAAGAAUCGUCUGCUGCAAUAAGUGCUGCUGUUGCCAUGGCAACAGCCACUGCUCAGACCUCGGGAAUGUCAGGAAGUAUUCAAGUAUGCCAGCGAUGUUCUGCAGUUUUUGCAAGCCAAGAUUCUUUCAUACAGCAUCAGGCUUUGUGCCCAGGAAGUAGCAGUUCCCCUGUUCCAAGCCCAGCAUCUGGAAACAAAUCCAGAUUUGUUGGCCGCAUCAAAACAGCAGUACAAAGGAACCUUCUGGAAAACUUUGGUUUUGAAUGUGUGAUGCAGUUCAAUGAAUUCAACCAGAGGAGAGUGAAAAAAGAAAGAGAGGAUGAGGUGAAAGAAAACAGCGUUGACAAUCCAAAAAUGGAAGAAUCUGCAGAAACUGAUGAUAAAGGAAAUCCAGGGGAAAACCCAGCAAAUGAAGAGGCCAAAGAGGGAAAAGUUGUUGUCAAGGAAGAACCGAAGACUGUAGAUUUGCCAGAAAUGAACAAGAGCAAAUGCGGCCAUUGCAGUAAACAAUUCUCCAGUGUUUGGGUAUUAAAAGCACAUGAAGAAGAAGUUCAUAAGGAAUUUGUUCCCUUAGAAAUAGUUGAAGAAAUAGGAGACCAAUUCAAAACUGAUUUUGAGAAGAAAAUGCCAAAAGAUGUGCCCAUUACAGAUCUCCCAAUUCCUUCACCAGUCUCCACCCCACAGCUGCAGAUGACAGAAGAAAAGCCAGUUAAGUCAGAGAUGCCACCCCCUCCUCCACCACCACCAGCACAAAUGCAGCUAGAUAUGCUGCAGAUGAUGAACAUGUUCAGUAUGGGGAUGAUGCCUAUGCCUAUGCCACUUCUAAUGAACUCUCAGCCAUCGCUGAUGCCGAUGAUGAUGCCCCCACCAGGAUUGGACAUGAAACCUCCUCCAAGUCUCCCUGGGUUGGAUCCUGCUUUGGCCUCUGGUAGUUUAGCAGCUUCGCAGAAGCGACAGUUGGAACAGGCCUCCAUGGCCAAUCAGAAGAGAGCCAGGACUCGUAUUAAUGAUGAGCAAUUAAAGGUGUUGCGUGGUUACUUUGAUAUCAAUAAUUCACCUGCAGAGGAGCAAAUACAAGCUAUGUCAGAGCAAACAGGACUGCCAAUGAAGGUGAUCAAACACUGGUUUAGAAACACACUUUUCAAGGAACGUCAGAGAAACAAAGACUCUCCAUACAAUUUCAAUAACCCACCAUCAACAACUUUGGACUUGGAAGAGUAUGAAAAGACAGGAAAGCUGACAAUCAUUGAAGACAGUAGCCCACCAUUGUCAAAAAGUCCAAGCCCUGCACCGAAAAUGGAGUCGGAAAUUAAGAAAGAAGUUGUCGAUAAAUUUGAAGAAUCACAAAAAGAAGUUUUUUCAGCACAGAAAAGUCAAGGUCCAAAAGACCUUAUCCCUCAGCCAUCUCCAGCAAGAUCUCAGGUACCAGAAAUGAAGCCAAAAGUAGUUUCUGAGGAAAAAUACAGAGAAUCCAAGCUUCCCAGUGUUCCGGCAACAUUGCCAACACGUAGCGAGACACAAUCCACACUAUCCUCAUCAUCUACACCCGUACCUCCAACAACAAUGUCACCAUUGCUUACAUCACCAGGUGGAAGUAGUAGCUUCAUGCAGAACUUUGUUUCAAAUCUCCCUGGUAUGAGCACUCCCAAUACACAAAACUAUCCACCUACUUCAACUACGCCAAACUCUCUGACGCAUUAUGACAGUAGUCACAACUAUUCCCCACCAGGAAGUGGUUCGACUGGAAGACGGGCAAAUAGAACUAGAUUCACUGAUUAUCAGAUUAAAUGUCUACAGGAGUAUUUUGAACAGAAUGCAUACCCGAAAGAUGACGAACUUGAACAUUUGUCAAAAAUGCUUGGAUUGAGCCCAAGGGUGAUUGUGGUGUGGUUUCAGAAUGCUCGUCAAAAAGCCAGAAAAAUAUAUGAGAACCAGCCUGCAGAUAAUAUGAAAGAUUUAUCUGGCUCCUCACCAUAUGCUAGAACUACUGGAUUAAACUACCAAUGUAAAAAAUGCCAAGCUGUCUUCCAGCGAUACUACGAUCUUAUCCGCCAUCAGAAGCGAAGCUGUUUCACAGAGGCAGAAAAACAAGACUCUAAUUUCCUCUCCGAUGACAGUGAUUCAAUGUCAAACGUUACGUCGCUUGACAAUACUGCAUUCUCAGAUUCGGAAUCUGAAUGUUCGAACCUUGGACGCUCGAUGAAGGAAGUCAACAGCUCAGGAAGCAGUGAGGGCAAAAAAUACCAAUGUGAAAAAUGUGACCAGUCUUUCAAUCACUUUGACCAGUACAGAGAACAUCAGAGUAUUCAUAACCUAGCUUCAGGCAUGUUCAUGAAUAUGCCAACUGGAGGUGCAUUUGGCAUGCUUCAAAGCAUGGCAAACUCUCAACACCACAACAUGACAGAUCAGUCUCCAAACAAGAGAAAAUAUGAAGAUGAGGAUGAUGAUCAGGACCAACCUCGCGAUAAGAGACUACGCACAACUAUUCUACCAGAACAACUUGAUUAUCUGUAUCAGAAGUAUCAGGUGGACUGUAAUCCAAGUCGUAAGCAACUUGAAGCCAUCUCAAAGGAUGUAGGUUUGAAGAAACGGGUAGUUCAGGUGUGGUUUCAGAAUACCAGAGCUCGCGAACGUAAGGGUCAGUACCGAGCUCACCAGCAGUUGAUCCAUAAGCGAUGUCCAGUCUGCAGAGCAUUGUUCCGUGCUAAAUCAGCACUUGAAUCUCAUUUAGCUACUAAACAUCCUGAUGAGAUGGCAAAAGGGGAGAUAAACAUUGACUCAAUUCCUGAUGCUGCGAUAGAAAGUCCAGGACCAUCAUCUAGUGUAAUGCCACCAUCACCAGACUAUAACAAACUUCUUGCUCCACCCACAAUGCAAGGCCUACUACCAUACAUGCCACCAGCCAGUCUAGGAGGACUGCCAGGCUUCCCACCAAUGGCUGAUCCAAUUCAAAUGUCUAUGAAACAAUUUUACGAAGAUUCUUUUAAGAAGUACAUCAAUGAGCUAAGCUCUACGAGCCAUGCUUCGCACAAACCAACUUCCUAUCCUCAUGAAUUUACCUCAACUCCACUUAAAACAGAAACAGUGGUGUCCAGUAAUGAAGAUGAUGCCCCAUUAGACCUCAGUAAACCGCUGAAAGUGAGUACGCAUUCAGAGGAUAAACACAAAGAAGGACCUACAUCGCAGUCUAGCUUCAGCAGUGGACAGAGUAGCAGUGGUGGACAGGGGGAGAGAAGCCGACAGAAUAGUGGUCACGGUCCGAUUCAUAGUGUUCUUGGCUCAGCUGUUGACCAGGCUUACAUGAUGAACAGAUUUAAACGUGACAGUGCCAUGCACACUCCAGAGCUCGAGGAAGAGUCAUCAAACAUGAGCAGUAAUCCUGCAUCUCCGGGACACACAGCGUCAUCAGUAGGAAGUAAUUCGAACAAGCGUUACCGCACACAGAUGACAAGUUUACAGGUCAGAAUCAUGAAACAUAUCUUCAUUGAUUAUAAAACACCAACAAUGGCAGAAUGCGAGAUGUUGGGAAGGGUGAUUGGACUCCAGAAACGCGUAGUGCAGGUUUGGUUCCAGAAUGCAAGAGCAAAAGAAAAGAAAGCAAAACUAAACUUGAAGUACCCAUCCUCGGAACUGGAUUUUCCAAAACCUCCGGAAGACUGUUCACUCUGUAACUUCAAAUACUCACACAAGUACACUAUACAAGAUCACAUCUUUACCAAGAAGCAUAUUGACAAGGUUCGCGAUUAUAUACAGUCUCAAACAGAUGCUGAACGGGAAAUGUCGACAACAGCGGCAUCAAUGGCAGGUGUUUCCGGUCUCAUUCGCUCUCAGCAGUCUAAUGAUGUGGACCACAUGCGUAAGCUGAUGGAAGAGGCCAAUCAUCAGAGCCAGAUGGCUCAGCUGCAAUCAAUGGGGCUCGCACCACUGGGUCUGCCGCCAAAUGCUAUGGCAGGAAUGGGCUUGCUGCCACCAGAUCUGCUACAUAGUCUGCAAAAAGAGGGCUCUUCAACAAAAGAAGGAAAAGAAGUUGACAGCCAAUCAGAUGGCUCUUCAAGAAAAGAGAGCAACAAAGGUGGGUCAGGGUCAUCUGAGGGUCAGCUGGGCCCAUUUGGUGGCCUCUUACCUGGUAUGGACCCAGGGAUGUUGCCCUACAUGUACCCAGGUCUGCCUGGGCUCCUCCCUGGUAUGCCCCCUCUAGGACAGCCGGGAUUUAUGCCAGGAACAGAGCAUCUGCUUGGCUAUGACCCCAUGACCUAUGGAACCCCACUUCCUCUUCUUCAGAUCCCUCAACAAGCCAUCAAGGAUGUAAGUUCAAAACUUAUGGACCCAAAAGCAACCAUUGGUCAGUACACCCAGGACUGCAAAUCUAUAUCAAGUCUGAAAGCACUUGUCAACAAUGCUGAUUAUAACUGUGUAAGGGAGGCAACUGUUGAUGUUGGCUAUAUUUGUAAAAAAUGUCAGAUGGUCUACCCUGCUAGGGAAGCAUGCGUGGCUCAUCAAAGAUUGAUGUGCUUUCCCGGCGGGAAGAUUCCCGAAGGUGUAAACAUUGCGUUGAAACUUGAACAAAUACAGUACGAGUGUAAACUUUGUUCCGAGAAAGUUUCCACAGUUCAGGAGUUUAAAACCCAUUGUGAAGUGGAGUCGCACAAAACAAAAAUGGCUGUUUAUCAACAACAGAGGCAGUCAGGUGGCCUAAGUACAAAGCCGUCUGCUUAUUCUCCAAGACAAAGUGGUAGCUCAUUUGACUCGGAACGAGCCUCAGUCAUCGAGAAUAAUCACCCAGAAAAUGCAUGAUCAAAUAUGAAAUUAGGCAGUUUUUGACUUACUUUAAGAAGCAUUGCACUUUUCAUUUUGUUCAGUUACAUCAUGGCGAUUAUGUACGUUGGACUGAAACUGGUUAAUAUGUUACUAUGGACAGAAACUGGUUAAUUUGUAUAUGUAUAUAUAUGUUAAAUAUAGUGUAACUAUACACGCAUUCUCAUGUGGACCAUAAUAAAGUAGUGAAUUUAGUGGUCCAAAAAAAACUGUAUCACACUUGUACAUUUAUGUAAGUGUGCAGUUAAGUGUGAAGAACAUGUUUAAAAAAAAAUGUGUGAUUGUGUUAAAAGCGUUUGUGGAACUUUAGAAAUCCUUCUCAUACAGCGAAUGGACAGCAGAGAUUGCUGUAAAACAAUUCAUCUGUCAGUAUUUCAUUAUAUAUUGUGUCAUUUUUCUGUUGGGAAAACAAAAAGCUUUACCUUUUUGAAAAUGAACAUUUGUGUAUUAAAAAGUGCUAUAUAGCUAAGUAUCUGAUAUUUCUGUAUCGUAUAGAUACAUUGGAGUUAUGUAAUCAAUAUUGCAAGUUGUGUAUAUAUUGUAUAUUUAGGUAGUCUAUGUCAUACAGUUUUUGUUCACAAAAUGGUCUAAAAUUUCAGGAUAGUGAGCUAUGGAAUUACAAAAAAUACGUUUUAUCUUUAGAUUAUUAUAAACGUUUUUUUCUUCCGUUUAUUGUUUUCUUUUCUUUGCCACAAUGAUUAGAUGAAAAAAAGAAGAGACUUGUAUUAAAAUAAGUUGGUUAUAUGUAUAUAUUGUUCCUACUAUAACUCAGUACAUGUAUAUCAUUAUGUUGUUAUUCAUUUUUAUAUACGACUAAAUAUAUAUAUAUAGCAUUAUUACUGUUAUUGUUACUUAAAAGUCAAUGUGUUCGGAUAGAGUCGAGUAAGUUGCUAUUUACUCGGUCUUGAGUAUUGCGCUAGUUCAGAGUUAAAUUAACGGUACACGAAGUUGCAUUUUUCAGAAGCAUUUAAAAAAAAAGUUAGUUGUACAUUGUCCUAAAUAGGAUUUUUCAACAAUUAUACAGCAAAUUAUGACUUACUCGGGUAAGUUUUCUUGCUUGAUGAAAUAAACCUGUUUAGUGCAAUGACUUUCAUUCUAUUUUUAGCAUUUCCUUUUUUUGGCAUUUGUUAGACCAAUAACACUUACACAGCAUUUAAUUACACAUGUAUAUAGUUCUAGAUAGAUUUAUUUUUGUUACGCUUGACUACCAAAUGAAAUUUGGUGUGUGAUUAUUACAUUUUUGACAUUAGUUUAACCAAAUUUGGUAUGUUGUUUUUUUUUUUUUUGUUUUUUUUUUAUGUUAGUGAACUUUUUGUAAAAGUUGACAGGGAUCUGUGGAGGUAUUCGGCAUUAUUUGACUUGUUGUGUCAUAUAUCUAUAUUUUUUCACUUUUGGCUUGUCUUAUAACUUCUAUUUUAUAUGGAAAUCGUGGAUCUUAUUGCUUGAUAUUUGAAUUUUAUUAAAUUUCCACCUGUUUUUCAGUUAAUAUAAAUAAUAAAAUUUUCAGAUUUUUUUUUUUUUUUUUUUUUUUUUUUUUCAAAUUUUGUUUGUGGGACUUGUCUAAUAGGGCAUAUGGUUUUGUUUGGGAAUGUGUCAAGAUUUUUUUUUGUCAGAACUUUCAAGUGUAUAAACACAAUCCAUUUUUAGAUACCUCAUUAUACGUAAGAUUGUGACUUUCUUUGAUUCACCAUUUUUUUUGUAAAUUUGAAAGUUUGGAAAACUUCAUCCAGUGUGUCGAUACUUUCAGCAGUUAAAGUGUUCAGUAAAAUUACAGAAUAAUAAAUUAUAUUAUAUUUUCUAUUUCUUUCAUGCUGUCAGAAUUUAUGCACAAAUAGAAUUAUCUUUUUAAGACAAAAUUUGCGUUCAGUUUGUAGCAUUUGCCGUAAAAUAAAACCAACAGUUUGGACAUGGCCUAUAAGAAACACGUUCUUUUAAAAUGUGUUUGUAGUAUCUUCAGUCAAACAUUUGUUUUCAUAUUAAAUAAAAAAAAAUAUAUAUAUGUAUUUUCUUUACUUCUUAUACUUUACUUGAUUUGAUAUAUCCUUAACCCUUAGCCUGCUGCAGGCGAUUUUAACAACCUUUGCAAACAGCUUGGAACCAGAUCAGACGCCGAUUAAAUCGGCGUCUGAUCAGGUUCCAAGCUGUUUGCUACUCUGACAAUAUUUCUUCCAAUUUUGGAGCAAAUUGAAUGAACUUUACAAUUUUAGCAGACGACAUUUCCAGCAGACGACAAUUUAUCUAGCAUGCUAAAGGUUAACAUUCAAAACUAACAGUGUCUACAGCAUUAAGCAAAAAUUUCCUACUCAAGUCUAGAACUUUGAAAUUGGAUGAAAAAUGGUGAAUUUUCACCAUCUUUUAAUGGUUCGUAUAUUAUGUUCAAAUUUCCAUGUGUCAAACCUUUGAAAGUAAAUAUUGUUCACAAAAUUUUUUGAAUAAGUGAUUAAGCUGACCAUUUUUUAUCUUAAAGUUUUACAAUUGGUUGUGUUCUUAUAUUAUAUAAAAAUUCAAAGUAAAGAUUUAUAAAUAGAGCAUUUUUGGCUGAUGGAAUGAAACGCCAGCCUUCAGUUCAAAAUCAGACCUUUUCUGGUUCUCAGUAGAUUUUUCUUUGAAUUUAAUAAGUUAUGCAAUUAAUAUUGCAGGUAUUCUUUUCCAUUCUUGGCUAUAAGGAAACAUAUAUUUCUGAAAGGUUGACAGUUUAUGUCUCUUGGAUGAUGUAUUGUAUAGCAAUAAUUUAAGAAGAAAAAAAAUUUUCUCAGAAAAGAAUGGUGCAUAAAUUGUGCUGAAAAGUCACUUUGUGUAAUCGAGAACCCAGUACUGUUAGAAAGCUGAUUUUAGAGUGCAUGUCAAAUGGAAAAGUUUAUAAAAAAAACAACAUUAUAGGUUUUGCAUACUCUGUAUGUGUUCAGAAAAAAAUGCAUGCAGAUUUAGUUGUAAAUUUUUGCAGCUGUGACCAUUUGGUUGUUUAGUAUAUUUUUUUUGAAACUAUAUGUUCCAUUUCACUGUUUCAUUUUAAAAUGGUGCUUUUUUUCUCUUUGAAUUUCUAUUUUUAGAAGCUUUCUUCCUCUUCUAGUCUUCUGUGUUGAAACAUGUAUUAGUUCAGUUGUAGAAAUAAAAACUCAUUGUUGAAGUAAUUGUUGAGCAGUGCCAGGUGAAAACCAUUUUUUUUUUCAUCUGAAAUUAUCUGUGGAACCUUUUUACCUGGCAUGGCUCAAAUACUGUUCUUGCAUUUAGUAUAGCAUUUUGUAUAAAAACUGUGUUACUUGUUUUAUAUACUACAAUAUAGCGAUCAUACAGUAUUCAACAUAUUACAUUCCUAGAUAUUGUGGAUAUAUGUGCUGGUUUUCAUUAAACAAAAAGUUUUUCUUAGUUAAAGUAACAUCAGCUUGCUUGUAUUUUACAUAAAACUAAAGCAUUGCAUAUUUCUUUGUCUUUUACCCUUGAAAAGUAGGCCUUAAGAGCUUCUAAUUUUUUUAUCUGACCUCCAAAAGAGAUUUACGUUACCCGAUCAAAGCAGGAAAUGUUUUUGCUGAGUGAAAAAAAAAAGAUGAUUUUUGUAUUCUGUUACAAAUACUCCUGUUAUUUGAAUAUUUUGUCCUGACAGAUAUGUUAUUCAAAUAUCCGAAAUAUGUUGUUUCUCAAAUGUCAGAAAUAUAUGUUCUUAAUGUUACCUUAUCCGUAUGUUAUUUUCAAAAACAUUAAACUGACAUUUUCUAUCUGGAAAAAAAAAAGAAGAAAUUAUCCUGGAUUUCUGAGACAAAUGAUUUUUUCUCUUCAUUUAAAUCAGUCAUUAUUUGUCUGGCAUUAUAGGUAAUGAUUGAAAAUUGUAAUAAUCACGAACAUGGUAAAUUAAUUCCCGAAGACAGCCGCAGAGGAAAAAAAUAGAUGGAAGACUUUGUUUCUAUUUAAGUCUAAGAAAAUAUUGAAUUUACAUAUAAAUUGUUUUCUUUAACGAGUCUUAUUGAAAUCUUUGCAAUUUCUUUGGAAAUAAUUAGUUCUUGUUAAAGUUAACAAGACUUUUAAAAACAUAAUACCGUUAUGGAGCAUGUGGCGUCUUCAUUAAAUGAAAUAAUGGCACGCAAAAAACAUUUAAUUAAAGCAACUGAAGAUGAAUUUCCUUCUCGGUCCAAGUUUUUAUUGUUGCGGAGAAUUAGACAACAAAGAUAUGAAUUACUUGGUACGUCUCCGGCAGGUCAGAUUUCCUGUUUGUUUAGCUAUUUGAAGGGUGGUAUACUGUUCAAACAUUAGUAUUUUCAUAUCUGGAUUGCUUAAUUUUGUAAAGAAUUUUCACUAGAGGAUGUAUUUGGGUUAGCAGGCCCCAUCUCUUAGCCCCAGUUGAAUUGAUUUUAUUAAUUAUUUGUUCACCAUCCCCAUUAUUGAGGGGAAAAACAGUUAGAUUUGAUUAUAUACAUGUAUAUGGAAUCUUGUAUAGAAAAAGACCAAAGAAUUGCCAUUUUUAGCCAUGUGGUCUUCCAGUAGAUUAAUUAUUUUGUUAGAAUAUGCUAAUGUAAGCAUGAAAUAAAUGCUAUAUUUUUGUGACUUGAUUGAAUUGUUCGCCUACAUGUGCAGACGUAGUACGUAUACAUGUGUAAAAAAAAAAGUACAUUAACUUGACAUAAUUAGAGUAGAUUUUAUAAUAAAGUGUGCUUGUUGUUCACAUUGCCAUAUUAUAGUUGAGCAAAUUUUUAAACAUGGUUGUACACACUUAAUACGCAUUUGUGUAUACCAUAUAUGAAUAUUUAAAUCUUCCGGGCAUAUAGUGCACAGAACUACUAGAGUUGGACUGUGUGGACAACCAUCAUUUAGAAAUUGAAAAGAACAACUAAAUUUGUGGUUCUUUCAACUUCUUCAAAUAGAAUUUUCUUCUUCUUUAGUCUCGCUAAACUAUUGUCACACCAAGUUUCAGAUUAACAGCAUAUAAAAUAAUGGAAAAACACAGCAUAGUUUAUAUCUCACUUCUGUUGUUUUUUUUUUUUUCAAAUGAUUUUUAAGGCUAAUUAGGUCUUGUAAAAUCAUAUAUAAGUGAAUUUAUUGCAUUCACUUGUUUAUUGAAUGACAUACUUAAUUGUUGUUAAGUGAUCAACAUUUGUGCUUGUUCUUUGUGGCUAAAAUUUCAAAAUACGUAUCACAUUCACUUUAAAUGGUUAGUACCGUUUCUGUUUGGUGGAAAGUAAAUCGUUAUGGUACGGUAUUUAUUUGACAAAAAAAUUGAUCUUGUUUCGUCAUUUGUUUAUGCUAUAUGUAAAAAAAAAGUGAUGUUGUUAUACUAUGUGCGCAAAGUUAUAUGAUUAUAUGCUAUGUGCGCAAAGUUAUAUGCUAUGUGCACAAAGUUAUGUGGUUAUACAGUGUGCACAUAGUAACAUAGUGAUGCUAAGUGUACGAAGUUACGUUGCUAUGCUCGAUGUAUACUGAUUAAUUCCUUUUUUGUACAGAUAUAUACUAAAUUUAAAAAAAAUCCAAAUCAAGCAUAAUUUCAUUUUCAAAAAAAAAUCCAGCCAUUGUACGCAUUUAUAGGUUCAACUUUUUAGCAGUGAAUUCAUAAAAUUUAUGUUCUCUUUAUAUGUUAAAGUUUACUAUUAUACAUGUAGAUUAUUACUUGUUAUAUAUACAUGAUUUUGAGUCUAACAUGUUAUUUGUAAAGUUACCAUGUUCAGUCGCCUCCAUUGCAUUUAUACAUAGUUACUGAUAAAACGAUUAUAUGUUCUAUUUGUACCAUUUUUGGUACACAUAAUUUUAGACUAUUUUCAAGAUUUAUGUAGUAGUCUGCUUCGCAAAAAAUGAAUAAAUCAUAUUUACCAUUA
Messenger RNA from Mercenaria mercenaria, 16697 nucleotides. Its product is annotated as zinc finger homeobox protein 4-like. Gene Ontology annotation, cellular component: nucleus. Gene Ontology annotation, molecular function: zinc ion binding; RNA polymerase II cis-regulatory region sequence-specific DNA binding; DNA-binding transcription factor activity, RNA polymerase II-specific. The record is from RefSeq and is a predicted model, not a curated record. Lineage: Eukaryota; Metazoa; Mollusca; Bivalvia; Venerida; Veneridae. Bases 439 to 10878 code for a protein of 3479 amino acids. The transcript is spliced from 9 exons. Gene Ontology annotation, biological process: regulation of transcription by RNA polymerase II.